GUCAAUCAUUUGAUGUCAGCUUUCAAUUCCUUCGGUUUCAUUUUUCAUUUGUGGAAAUUAUACAUUUUCAUAAUUAUCUUUUCGCCGAAAAUAAUAAUUGAACAUUUAUGUCAUAAAUAAUAAGUAGAAAAUAUAUUCCAAUGCCGUUAACAGCCCGACAACGUAGUAUUCAUAAUAAAAAUGGAGCGAAAAGGAGUGCAAGUUUCAAUAAAGGGAAACGAAAAGCGAGCGAAGGAGAGUUCCUCGUAACAAAUGCACCUACUGAUCUACGUAGUAUUACUUACCCUGGCGGUGCAGUGGCAUUGGUUUUGCUACUCACUGCCCGGCUCUUUGCUGCAUAUUGGGGACACAUAUCAGAUUGUGAUGAAACGUACAACUACUGGGAGCCAUUGCAUUAUUUAGUAUAUGGCAGUGGCCUUCAGACAUGGGAGUACAGUCCAGUGUAUGCGAUACGAUCAUACAUGCCACUGUGGCUAUUUGCUGUACCGGCCAAAAUAUUGUCACUGAUGGUGUCGCCAGUUACAGUUUUCUACUCGAUACGUGCCCUCCUUGCAGUGCUCACUGCAUGUGCUGAUCUCAUGUUUUACAAGGCGGUGUGUCACGAGUUCGGGGUGCAAGUGGGGCGCGUGUGGCUAUGUGCGUGGGUACCGGCGGCGGGAGCGUGGGCUUCCAGCGGAGCCCUACUGCCAGCUGCUUGGAGCGGAGCCCUGGUAGCUGCAGCGCUCGCCUGCUGGUGGCGCCGUCGCCUGCCUCCCGCCGUGCUGCUCACUGCAGCCACCACACUGCUCAGUUGGCCAUUCACUGCUCUCCUAGGCGUACCAAUAGCAAUAGACAUGCUGCUCAUCAAGCGUCAGUUUGUGGACUUCUUCAAAUGGUCCAUACUGUCCCUCCUCUUAAUCCUGCUGCCGACCAUCGCUGUGGACUCGUACCAUUACGGUCGACUGGUGAUAGCUCCGUGGAAUAUCGUCGCGUACAAUAUUUUCACUGAGCACGGCCCUGACCUGUACGGAGUGGAGCCGUGGACUUAUUACUUUGUUAAUGGAUUUCUGAAUUUUAACGUGAUAUGGGUGCUUGCUCUCUCAUGCCCUCUCUUACUAUUGGCGUGUACAGCGAUCACGCCGCGGUCGACCGCGCGUGCUUCCUUCUGCGCUCCGUACUGGUUGGAUCUGAUGCCGUUGGUGCUCUGGUUAGGAGUGUUCAUGAUACAGCCGCAUAAAGAAGAGAGAUUCCUUUACCCAGUGUACAGUAUGAUAGUGCUGGCUGGUGCGAUAUCGAUGGACUGUAUACAGAAGAUGACAUUUGCGGUCGGCACGGAGUUGUUCAGGUGGAGGAAGGAGCGAGAGAGACGCCAUUACCUCGCGUACACCGGCCCGCUUAUGGUCAUGUGUGUUGCAUUAGCGGCCGCUGGUGGAAUAUCCCGUAUAACGGCUCUGUACACCAACUACCACGGACCCAUGCGGCUGCUGCGGUCGUUGCCCCCUCCACCGUCUUCCACGAACUCUCCUUACCUGUGCUUCGGUAAGGAUUGGUACCGCUCGCCGUCCAGCUUCCACGCUCCUGGAUACAAUGUGAGAUUCAUACCGAGCGAGUUUACUGGGCAGAUGCCGGCUCCUUAUGCUGACUCGACUAAUGCAACUCGACUCAUUCACCCAUACUUCAACGACCUGAACAAGGGUGACAACCGUACUUAUCUCCGACCGUCGCAGUGCCACUACCUCGUCGACUCGGAUAUCGGGAACCCCACUAGCCUCGAACCUGCGUACCACAAGCAGUCCACGUGGGAGAUAGUAGCCUCAGUACCUAUACUAGACGCGCAGAGGUCGCACAGAAUCUUCAGAGCGUUCUAUGUACCCGUGUUGUCUAGUAAAAAUAACGUAUACGCCAAUUUAUAUUUAUUGAAAAAUAAACUAUUGGUAGGUUGAUUAGAGUACAAUUUCGAUUGAGUAUCAAUAAAUAAAUAUAGGAUAGAUAGAAGCGUUUGUUGGUUGUUCUUGUGGUGAACGUAACACUCGACUUUUUAAUGUAUUUCGUAAAAAAUAUAAACAGUACAGAUCUCUUUAAGUCUGUACAUGUCGUGACUAUAGUUAAAGAAGUCGCUGUAAGAACUCUAGUCAUUAAAUUAAGCAAAUAUAAAGAUAUAUAAUACGAUACAAAGCCAAACAGGAUUUUAAUUAUUUAUUUAUUAAACUUUAUUAUACCAAGAGAGUGUAAAUAGCGGACUUAACACCAUAUGGUGUUAUCUAUCAGUCAAUUGUAGACAGGAAUAACAGAAAAUGUAAUUGACGGCGUAACGUGAUGAACAAUAUUAAAAUAAAACAGUAAUUCAACAAUAAUAUACAUAUAAUACAUUAUAUACAUAUAAGA
Molecule: messenger RNA, 2364 nt
Organism: Galleria mellonella (greater wax moth)
Lineage: Eukaryota; Metazoa; Arthropoda; Insecta; Lepidoptera; Pyralidae
Gene: Alg9
Product: alpha-1,2-mannosyltransferase ALG9
Exons: 9
Coding region: 141-1922 (593 amino acids)
Biological process (GO): protein N-linked glycosylation
Cellular component (GO): endoplasmic reticulum membrane
Molecular function (GO): alpha-1,2-mannosyltransferase activity
Source: RefSeq, a predicted model, not a curated record